UUUACGUGAAUUCAACGUUUUCAACUUAUCAAAAAAGGUUAAAUGACGUGAAAAAUUAAUUCAACCUUCGCAGAGAUUUCAUUCCCAGAUCUUGGAUACCCUAAACCCUUAGAAACAGAAAAACUUAAACGAAAAGGGGAAAUCAAAUUGAUAUUCACUGACAAAUUCAUCCUUCCGAUCAGGAAUAGUUUUGUGUGGUUAGAGUGAUGUUGGGCUGCAAAUUUGAUUUGUGGCUGUUGGAAGUCUUGACUUGAUAAGUGCUGAGGCCUCUGGAAGCAUGAAUUUUGUCAAGGGAGUUGCUGACCUUAUCCGGAGGACAUCGGCUGGGCAGAGUGGAGACUUUGCUUCGGCGUCACGGUCGGAGAGGUUUUCUCUCCCUUCUCCAAAAAUUCGAUUCAGUGAGGUUGGUGAUGAGGCAAUCCUGAAUACCUUAUGGGACAGAUAUGAUAAUUCCUUCGAUAAGGUGGAAAAAAGGAAGUUAUUUUAUGUUUUUCUCAAGCAAUUUUUGAUUGUAUACCGGAACUGGGAACCACCUAAUGUGGGCCAAUCUCCUGAUCAUGCCUCCUCCGCCUUACCUGUGGAAUACUCAGCACAUCCAAGUGAUGUGGUGAUUGGAUGCUCAAAUGGCCAUCCUUCUGAGAUUAUUCAUGUUUUAGCUGAAGAAGUGACACAAAUAACGGCAAUGGUUACAGAAUGCACAGCUAAUUCAGGAAGUCAUAUGAGCACUAUCACGUAUGAGGGGUUGCCCGUGUUAGAUGCUUUGGCUGUUAUCACUCGGUCGAUGCAUAAUUGCAGAGUUUUUGGCUUUUAUGGUGGUGUUCAGAAGCUUACAGCAUUGCUGAAAGCUACUGUUGUGCAACUCAAGACCAUUAGUAGUGCUCUUUCAGCAGAUGAAAGUUUGCCAACCUCUCUUGUCGACAAGUCCGUAAUUUUGCAGAAGAUACUAAUUCAUGUGGUGUUAGUGUUAUGUAGCUUUAUUGACUUGCAUUCUGGUGAAUAUGAGAAUACUCAAUUGAACAACAGCAGCUGGGUGUUUUAUGAACCAAAGACUGGUGCAACAUCACCUCAAUCUUCUACUAGUGUAAAGGCUCCUUAUUCUGAAACUUUGUUGCAGUGGCAUCAUAGGGCCAUUGUUUUACUCAUGGAAGCUGGUGGCCUUAAUUGGUUAGUAGAGCUUCUGCGUGUGUUGAGGAGGUUAAUCAUGAAAGAACAGUGGAUUGAUCUAUCACUUCAGUAUUUAACUCUCAGAACUCUUAAGAUGUCAUUAGCUGAUAACCCUCGGGGUCAGAAUCAUUUUCGUAGUAUAGGAGGACUGGAGGUUUUGUUGGAUGGAUUGGGAGUUUCAUCAAACAAUGCUAUUAGACCAGGCAAUUCCUCAUUCCCUGGGGUGGUGAGAACCGAAAAUCCCUUGCAGGCUAUUUUCCAGCUGCACGUUCUUUCCUUGGAGAUACUUAGAGAGGCUGUCUUUGGGAAUAUGAAUAAUUUGCAAUUCCUGUCUGAGAAUGGAAGAGUACAGAAGUUUGCUAAUAGCUUUUGUUCGCUCGCAUUCAUGCUUCAAGAUUACAAGCAGCAGGAGUUGAAAAUGCUUGUACAUGACGAUGAGUAUGUUAAUGCAACCAAACUUCAUGAGAAAGGGCUUUCUCCUCCAGCAGCUGAUUCACAAAAUUGGAAUCACUAUGUUACGAAUUUGAUUGCAGUUCUUUGUUCUUUCCUUCUUGGUUUUGAAGAUACUAUACAUCAAAAUCUUCAACCAUCAACUGGUACAAGUACCUUGCCAGUUUCUUCAGCAUAUCUUGAGCUUUCAAUAAAGUGGUUCUUGAGGGUGCUUCUUACAAUAUUCCCUUGUAUUAAGGCAUGCUCCUAUGGAAAUGAGCUGCCUAGCCACUUAAGGAUUUUUGUGUAUACGCUGCAGCAUUCUGUUCUUUUGACAUUCCGGAAGAUCCUUAUUUUAUUGCCUUCAUCACUGGAUGUGUUCCGGGCUGAGGGAGCGUGGGACUUUAUUUUCUCUGAGAAUCUUUUCUACUAUGGCCCAACUGCAGUAGAAUUCUCUGGUGAUAACUGCUCCAGUUCUGAAGGUUUUAUUAUGAGAAGCAGACAGUUUUCUGGUUUCACUGGGAAUGAUGGCCAUAUCAGUAGUAACGAAGUUGAAGUUCUCCAAGUGGAAGCAAUUUCAUUCCUGGAGCUGGCAGCAACUUUAAGUGGAAUUUCACAUAACUUGGCCGAAUGUUCAGUUUUACUGGAUGCCCUUGAACAAUCUGUUGCUAAUCCUGAGAUUGCUAAUGUUCUUGCAAAGAGCCUUCUUCAUGUAAUGCAGCUUUCACCUGAGAAAACUGUUUCUUCUUUCAAGGCUCUUGAUGCGAUUCCUCGGGUGCUCAAAGUUGCUUCAAUUCUGGCUCAAGAAUCAAAAAGGCAUUUGAGUUCAAGUUUUUCAGAAACUACUUCUGAGAAAAUGGUCUUUUUAAACAAUGGGAUUUCUGAUUCACCUAAAACUGUCCCCAGCUGGCGCAAAAGUGUGGAAACCUGCCUUGAACUUUUUGCAGAGUAUUUUGUCACAGAUGAUGCAAAAAUUUAUAUACUCCAUAGUUCUGCUUGCAUCGAUUGCUUGUUUGAUUUAUUCUGGGAAGAAGAUCUGAGAAACCGUAUGCUCAAGUACAUUCUUGAUUUGAUGAAGGUAGUUCCUUCAUCUGAGGAGGAUAGAAAAGCUAAAUUGUAUUUAUCUUCCAAGUAUCUUGAGACAUUCACUCAUGUGAAGGAACGAGAGAUGAACUUUGCGGAAUUGUCAGUUGAUUUGUUAGUUGGGAUGAGAAAUAUACUCUUGAUGGAUCAAACGCAAUAUCGGGCUUUGUUUCGGGAUGGUGAGUGCUUUUUGCACAUUGUAUCAUUAUUGAACGGCAACCUUGAUGCAACAACUGGUGAGAAGUUGGUUCUCAACGUUCUUCAAACACUUACCUGCCUGCUCUCUGGCGAUGAUGCUUCAAAGGCUGCUUUUAGGGCUCUUGUGGGCAAGGGUUACCAGACUCUGCAGAGCUUAUUGUUGGACUUCUGCCAAUGGCAGCCAAGUGAAUCACUUUUAAGUGCUCUGCUUGAUAUGCUGGUCGAUGGAAAGUUUGAUCUUAAAGCAAGUCCACUGAUAAAGAAUGAGGAUGUGAUCUUGCUUUAUCUUAAUGUUCUUCAGAAGAGCAGUGACUCAGAGCGGUAUAAUGGGCUUAAUGUUCUUCUUCAACUGCUACGAGAUUCCAUAUCCAAUCGAGAUUCAUGUGUCAGAGCAGGAAUCCUAAACUUUCUUCUGGAUUGGUUUUCACAAGAGGAUAAUGUUAAGGUGGUCUUGAAAAUAGCGCACCUAAUCCAGGUCACAGGUGGAUAUAGCAUUUCAGGAAAGGAUAUUCGAAAAAUUUUUGCUCUUCUCCGAAGUGAGAAAGUUGGAACUAGGCAGCAGUACAGCUCAUUAUUGUUAACCAGCAUGUUAUCAAUGCUAAAUGAGAAAGGACCUACAGCAUUCUUUGAUUUUAAUGGGAUUGAUUCGGGGGUCAUGAUCAAAACACCAGUACACUGGCCUUUGAAUAAAGGAUUUUCUUUUUCUUGUUGGCUCAGAGUAGAAAGCUUUCCUAGAAGUGGGACAAUGAGUCUUUUUAGUUUUCUAACAGAAAGUGGAAGAGGGUGCUUUGCUGUUCUUGCAAAAGACUGGUUGAUUUAUGAGUCAAAUAAUCAAAAGCACCAGGCUGUGUCACUGCAAGUCAACCUUGUCAGAAAGAAAUGGCAUUUUCUGUGUUUGACACAUACCAUAGGCAGAGCAUUUUCAGGGGGAAGCCAACUGAGAUGUUUUGUUGAUGGAGUUCUCGUCUCCUCAGAAAAGUGCAGAUAUGCAAAAGUUAAUGAAGUUUUGACUAGUUGCUCAAUUGGUGCAAAACUCAACCUAAAAUUGUACGAGGAAGAUGAUGCAAUUUUCUCCAUCAAGGAUUCAUCCCCUUUUUUUGGUCAGAUAGGUCCAGUUUACCUGUUCAAUGAUGCCAUUACUCCUGAACAAGUACAGGGUGUUUAUUCCUUGGGACCAAGCUAUAUGUAUUCCUUUCUUGAUAAUGAAGUUUCAGUUUCUGUGGAUAAUCCCUUGCCUGGUAGCAUUCUUGAUGCCAAAGAUGGCCUCUCAUCCAGAAUAAUAUUUGGGCUUAAUGCACAGGCGAGCAACGGAAGGACACUAUACAAUGUCUCUCCUUCACUGGAGCAUUUGCCAGAUGACCCAUUUGAAGCUAAUGUGUUGAUGGGGACACAGCUCUGUUCCAGACGGUUGCUACAACAAAUCAUUUACUGUGUUGGUGGCGUAUCUGUUUUUUUUCCACUUUUCACUCAGUCUGAUUUAUAUGAACACACACAGAGUGAGAAAUUUGGAGAAACUUUACUUACAACUAUUACAAAGGAACGUUUAACUGCUGAAAUCAUUGAGCUUAUAGCUUCUGUUCUGGAUGAGAAUUUGGCCAAUCAGCAACAGAUGCUUCUACUUUCUGGAUUUUCUAUAUUGGGGUUUUUGCUUCAAUCUGUUCCUCCCCAGCAGCUUAAUUUGGAAACUUUGUCAGCUUUGAAGCAUUUAUUCAAUGUCGUUGCGAAUUCUGGCUUGUCUGAUGCACUUGUUGAAGACGCUAUAUUCCAUGUCUUUCUCAACCCCUUUAUCUGGGUCUACACGGUGUACAAGGUGCAAAGAGAACUGUAUAUGUUUCUUAUUCAACAAUUGGAUAAUGAUCCAAGGUUACUAAAGAGUCUGUGUAAGCUCCCUUGUGUUCUUGAUAUAAUACGGAAAUUUUACUGGACCAAUGCAAAAUCCAAUUCUGUUAUUGGAAGCAAGCAACUUUUGCUUCCUGGAACAAACCAAGUUAUUGGAGAGAGACCUGACAGAGAAGAAGUUCAUAAGAUCCGUUUACUGUUACUGAGUCUCGGUGAGAUGAGUCUCAGGCAGCAUAUUUCAGUGACAGACAUAAAAGCAUUGGUGGCUUUUUUUGAGACCAGUCAGGAUAUGGCAUGCACUGAAGAUGUUUUACACAUGGUCAUUCGUGCUGUUUCCCAGAAACCAUUGCUUGCUUCCUUCCUGGAGCAGCUCAAUUUGCUUGGUGGCUGUCACAUUUUUGUCAAUCUUCUUGAAAGGGAAUUUGAGCCCAUUAGGUUGCUAAGCUUGCAGUUUAUUGGAAGGCUUUUAGUUGGUCUUCCACCUGAGAAAAAAGGUUCAAAGUUUUUUAAUAUUGCUGUCGGAAGGUCCAAAUCGCUUCAAGAGGGCUAUAAGAAAGUCAGUUUAAGGAUGCAGCCAAUCUUUUCCAUGAUAUCGGACAGGCUCUUUAAAUUUCCACAGACAGAUGUUCUGUGUGCAACACUGUUUGAUGUUCUUCUUGGAGGUGCUAGUCCUAAACAGGUUUUGCAGAAACAUAACCAGACUGAGCAGCAAAGAAGUAGCAGAAGUAAUUCUCAGUUCUUCCUUCCUCAAAUUCUGGGUCUCAUUUUCAGAUUUUUGUCAGGUUGCGAGGAUGCAGUAGCAAGAAUCAAAAUAGUUGGCGAUCUACUCGAUCUUCUUGAUUCAAAUCCUUCCAAUAUUGAAGCUCUAAUGGAAAAUGGAUGGAAUGCAUGGUUGCUCGCAUCUGUUAAACUUGAUGUGGUUAAAAAUUACCAAAUGGAGUCACAAAGUCUCAAUGACAUUGAGAUGAAUGAGCGAAUGUUUGUUAGGAGCUUAUACUGCUGUGUUCUUUGUCACUACAUUGUUUCUGUAAAAGGUGGUUGGCAACAGCUGGAGGAGACGAUGAAUUUUCUGCAUAUGGAAUGUGACCAAGGCGGCAUCUCAUAUCAUUAUUUCCUUCAUGAUGUCUAUGCUGACAUAACUCAGAGGCUAGUAUCUAUUGAAGAAAACAUUUUUGUCUCUCAACCAUGUCGAGACAAUGUUUUGUAUCUUCUAAAACUAGUUGAUGACAUACUGAUCUUUGAAGUUGAUCAUAAGAUUCCGUUUCCAACAAAUGGCUCUGGAUAUCCUCCUGACUUUCUUGAAAUAGAAAAUCGCAAAGAUGUUGGCUCUGUUUUAUCUGAAGCCCUUCAAGGAGAACCCCGUGAUGACUUAUCCAGAAACCCAUGGAUGCAACAGCAAGAUGAUUCCAUACAAGAUGAGAAAACUGAUGAUGAAUGGUGGAUUAUGUAUGACAAUAUUUGGAUUAUUAUCAGUAUGAUGAAUGGCAAAGGCCCAAGCAAAGCAUUGCCCAGAUCUUCAUCAACAUCAAUUCCAUCUUUCAGCCAACGCGCCCGUGGCUUGGUGGAGUCACUCAAUAUCCCUGCUGCAGAAAUGGCUGCAGUAGUUGUAUCUGGGGGAAUUAGUAAUGCAUUAGGUGGGAAGCCAAAUAAAACUGUUGAUAAGGCGAUGCUGUUAAGAGGGGAGAAGUGUCCAAGGAUUGUUUUCCGGCUUAUGAUUCUCUAUCUUUGUAAAUCCUCACUUGAAAGGGCAUCUCGAUGUGUCCAGCAGUUUAUUCCUCUUCUUCCUAGUCUUCUGACAGCUGAUGAUGAGCAAAGCAAGAACAGAGUGCAACUUUUCAUAUGGGCGUUGCUUGCUGUUAGGUCUCACUAUGGGAUAUCCGAUGAUGGCGCUCGAAUCCAUGUUCUCUCUCACUUGAUUCGAGAAACGGUCAAUUGCAGUAAGUUGGUACUUGCUUCCAGUAUGAGCAGAGAUGACUCGUCAGACUUGGGUGGCAAUCCAAAAGAACCAAGUGCCUUUCACAAUUUAAUUCAAAAGGAUCGAGUUAUUGCUGCGGUUGCUGAUGAAAUGAAGUACAUAAAAGGUUCAACAGCAGAUCGGACUAGGCAAUUAGAUGAUCUCCGCUUUAGAAUGGAUGAAGUGUUAAAUUCAGAGUCUAAUCAACAGAGAGUUUUUGAAGAUGAGACACAGAGUAAUUUAAGUUCCAUUCUUGCUUCCGAUGAUGGUAGAAGAGCUUCUUUCCAGCUUGCCUGUGACGAGGAGCAGCAGAGUAUCGCUGAAAAGUGGAUACAUAUGUUUCGGUCUCUAAUUGACGAGAGAGGUCCAUGGUCUGCUAAAACGUUUCCAAACAAUUCUAUAACACAUUGGAAACUCGACAAGACAGAAGAUGGAUGGCGUCGAAGGCAGAAGUUGAGACGUAACUAUCGGUUUAAUGAAAAGCUUUGUUAUCCCUCAAGCAACUUCCCAAACUCUGAUGCCCUUUCUACUGUUAGUGAUGCCAAAACUGGUUUUGGUGCACAUAUUCCUGAGCAGAUGAAGCGUUUCUUACUCAAAGGAAUUCGCAAAAUUACAGAUGAAGGGACCUCAGAAAUGAGUGAUAAUGAUGCUGAAUCUAGCAAUCCAAAGGCCUCAACCCCAGAAGAUUUGACAGACAGACAGUAUCCUGAGACAGUGAAAGACAGUAGCAAUCUGAAGGACAUUGUACAGGACAGAAAAGAUUCUUCCAACUUAACAUCAGAAUCAGAAAAUAAUGAGGUCCUUAAAUCUGUUCCCUGUGUUCUUGUAACACUGAAGAGAAAAUUUGCUGGACGUUUGGCUGUGAUGAAGAACUACCUUCACUUCUUUGGAGAGUUUUUAGUUGAAGGUACUGGAGGUUCAUCUGUUUUUAAGAAUUUUGACUCCUCAGGUAACCUAGAUCAUAAAAGUCAUGAUCAGUUGGGGGUAGUUGACAAGCAGAAGUUCUAUAAGUUUCCUAUCGGUUCAGAUUUGAGUUCUGAAAGAGGAAGUGUCUUGGAUCGCAUUAAUGCUGUUCAAGAUGACAUUCUUCAAAAGCAAUACAAAGACAUUAAGCGCCACAGAAGAUGGAACAUUUCAAAGAUUAAGGCUGUUCAUUGGACUCGAUAUCUGCUCCGAUACACUGCGAUUGAGGUUUUCUUCAACAACUCUGUUGCUCCAGUGUUCUUCAACUUCUCCUCACAAAAGGAUGCAAAAGAUGUCGGGAACCUAAUUGUAGCAACCAGAAAUGAAUCCAUAACUCCAAAGGGAUACAAGGACAAGAGUGGAGCUAUUUCCUUUGUUGAUAGACGUGUAGCACUGGAGAUGGCUGAAACAGCCAGAGAGAGCUGGAGGAGAAGAGAUAUUACAAAUUUUGAGUAUUUGAUGAUUCUCAACACACUUUCUGGGAGAUCUUAUAAUGAUUUGACUCAGUAUCCUGUAUUUCCUUGGGUAUUAGCUGAUUAUUCAUCUGAGAGUCUUGAUUUCAAUAAGUCGUCAACUUUCAGAGACCUUUCAAAACCUGUUGGAGCAUUAGAUUUGAAACGCUUUGAGGUUUUUGAGGAUAGAUACCGAAACUUCUGUGAUCCUGAUAUUCCAAGUUUCUACUAUGGUUCUCAUUACUCAAGUAUGGGAAUUGUACUCUUUUACCUUCUUAGAUUGGAGCCAUUCACUGCUCUUCACCGUAAUCUGCAGGGUGGUAAAUUCGACCAUGCAGACCGACUUUUUCAAAGCAUCGAGGGCACGUACAAGAACUGUCUUUCAAAUACUAGUGAUGUGAAGGAGUUGAUUCCUGAAUUUUUUUACAUGCCUGAAUUUCUUGGCAAUACAAAUUCUUAUCAUUUCGGUGUGCGCCAAGAUGGAGAACCCCUAGGUGAUGUUUUGCUCCCCACUUGGGCCAAGGGCUCAGCUGAGGAAUUCAUAAGUAAAAAUCGAGAGGCUCUUGAAAGUGAAUAUGUUAGCUCAAACCUUCAUCAUUGGAUUGAUUUGGUAUUUGGAUACAAGCAGCGUGGUAAACCAGCAGUUGAGGCAGCGAAUGUCUUUUAUUAUUUAACUUAUGAAGGUGCUGUUGAUCUGGAUACUAUGGAUGAUGAAUUGCAAAGGUCUGCCAUAGAAGAUCAGAUUGCCAAUUUUGGUCAGACACCAAUUCAAAUUUUUCGUAAGAAACAUCCUAGAAGAGGCCCACCAAUUCCAAUUACUCAUCCUCUUAAAUUUGCUCCCGCUUCUAUCAAUUUGACUUCCAUAGCCUCAAGUUCAAGUAAUUCAGCGGCUGUUUUAUAUGUUCAAGUCUUGGACUCGAGUAUUGUUCUUGUGAAUCAGGGACUAACCAUGUCAGUCAAGAUAUGGUUGACAACCCAGUUGCAGUCUGGUGGGAAUUUCACCUUCUCUGGCUCUCAGGAUCCCUUUUUUGGAGUUGGUUCUGAUGUGCUUUCUCCACGUAAAAUUGGCAGUCCUUUGGCUGAAACUCUUGAACUUGGCGCACAGUGCUUUUCAACUUUGCAGAUGCCAUCUGAAAAUUUUUUGAUAUCAUGUGGCACCUGGGAAAACAGUUUUCAGGUAAUAUCCCUGGCUGAUGGAAGAAUGGUGCAAAGUAUUAGGCAGCAUAAAGACAUUGUCAGCUGUAUAGCAGUCACAUCUGAUGGAAGUAUUCUUGUUACUGGAAGUUAUGACACAACAGUUAUGGUGUGGGAAGUUAAUCGUCUUAGGGCCACUGAGAAGCGAGUUAGAAAUGCACAAGCUGAGCUUCCUCGGAGAGACUCCGUAAUUGCUGAAACUCCAUUUCAUAUUUUGUGUGGACAUGAUGACAUAAUCACAUGCUUGUUCGCAAGUGUCGAACUUGAUAUAGUUAUUAGUGGAUCAAAAGAUGGCACCUGUGUUUUCCAUACUCUGCGGGAAGGUCGAUAUGUAAGAUCUCUUCAGCAUCCAUCUGGCUGUGCAAUAUCGAAGCUCGUUGUAUCUCGCCAUGGACGGAUUGUUGUUUAUGCUGACGAUGAUCUGAGUUUGCAUCUCUAUUCAAUUAAUGGGAAACACAUUUCUUCCUCUGAAUCCAGUGGUCGCCUGAACUGCAUGGGGUUGAGUAGCUGCGGUCAGUUUUUAGUUUGUGCUGGAGACCAAGGACAGAUUGUUGUAUGGUGCAUGUAUACACUGGAAGUGGUGAGAAGAUACACUGGUAUUGGAAAAGUAAUAACUUCACUAACUGUAACCCCGGAAGAAUGUUUCAUAGCUGGGACAAAAGAUGGAAGUCUUCUUGUCUAUUCCAUUGACAAUCCUCAACUUCGAAAAAGUAAUGUUCCUCGUAAUUUGAAAACAUAAUAUUCUGCAGUUGAUAUAGUCGAUGUUGAGAGUCUCAGAAUUUUGGACCGGAGGCUAUGAUUGGAGAAUGUUGGAAGUUCAAGGUGCGUUGCUCUCAAUUACAUAUUACAGAUAUCUACUUCAGCUGACUUCAAAAUUCUCCCAAGCUUCCAGAUAGUGAGUGUACAUGUCCAUAAUAGCUGCGGAUUAUCUACACCUACAUUUCAGCUUGUGGAAAUUGUUCACGAUAAAGAGGAUCAGAGUCCUUCAGCAGCAAUUUAAAAUUCCCACCUGAUAAUGCAGCAUCUACGCUUACAUUGCAGCUUCUUGGGGAACAUGUGGUUACUAAAACGAGGUGGAGAAAAUGACAAGCGGUGAUUUUGAAUCAUCGGAGAGUCCAUGUGAAAAUAUUGAAUUGCUGAUACAUACAACUGCAUUCACCCUUAUUGCACCUGGCUGCAUGCGAGGAGACUUGGGUGUUUAAUAAUGUACACUAUAUUCUUCACAUUAGAGGCCAGAACUACACCGUAAUACGGAUAGGUGAUUUUGUUUAUUGUACCCCCAAUCUUGGAGGCAAAUUUUUGUGGAAAUUGAACCAGCCAAAUGUGUGCUGGAUCAACAGUUUCUUGUUAACCUCAUAUGAUUUUUCUGUAUAUAGGGCAUCGAUCAAGUGCUCCAAUAGUAGAAUCGUACUUCAUACCAAAGCCUAUAAUCUGCACAAAGAACAUUGCCCACAUCAAAACCUAUAGGUUGAACACUGAAGGCUAAACCCCUUUCACGUGUUAUUGAUUCAGAUGUUCGUCAAAGUUCCGUUAUUGCAA
Molecule: messenger RNA, 10815 nt
Organism: Coffea arabica (coffee)
Lineage: Eukaryota; Viridiplantae; Streptophyta; Magnoliopsida; Gentianales; Rubiaceae
Product: BEACH domain-containing protein B
Molecular function (GO): protein binding
Source: RefSeq, a predicted model, not a curated record